Messenger RNA from Leishmania braziliensis MHOM/BR/75/M2904, 1710 nucleotides. RefSeq lists its product as hypothetical. Lineage: Eukaryota; Euglenozoa; Kinetoplastea; Trypanosomatida; Trypanosomatidae. Gene Ontology annotation, molecular function: protein binding. The record is from RefSeq and is a predicted model, not a curated record. The coding region runs from base 1 to 1710 and encodes 569 amino acids. The transcript has a single exon.
AUGUCCACGCUCUCUUAUCAGCAGCAGUACCAGCAGAUCCUGGCAGACCUGACGGAGUUACAGCGCGAGGAUGUGUACGUUGGCGCCCUGCGCAUCCCUGAAGACGCCAAAACACGGCAAGCCUACUAUGCGCAGUACUGGCUCGCCCUCUACGUGCGGUACUUGCGGCUGGCGCGGCAGCUCGCCGUGAUUCAUGACAUGGAGCUCCAGCCACAGCGCCGCUGCGAUGUGCGCACUUUACUCGACAGCUGUCUCGGACGCAUGCUUGAGGCUCGCUACAGUAUUGUCGAGCACUGCGGCGACUACGUGGCGCUGGACGACACUCUGGAAGAGAUGAAGCUGUCCCCAGCGGAACUGGAGCCGCCGCUGCCAACCUACCUCCUCGAGGACCGCCACGAAGCUCUGCUGCAGGAUCGAGCGUACGUCAUGUCUCUGCAGCAGCACUACAAGGAAACAGAGUCUGAGGUGGCGCCGGUGGCGCUCGCGGCAGCUGCGCACAGCGCGGCUCUCUUCGCUGAGGACCCCACCAAAGCACUGCCACCGUUUGCCACCACCGCGAAGGUAGCGACAAUGGCAGAUGACAAGUCAGCGCCGAUGCCUGUCGAGGAAGCGGUGCGCAUCGUGCAGCUCGCUGAGCGCGGUCGCCAAGCUCGGCAACGAUCAACGAUACAACUGCAGCUCUUUCGCCAGCAGCAGUACGCUGCCAUGCACGGAGCAGCACUGCAGUCUCUGACAGGCAAGGAUCGGGCGGCGACCAUCGUACAGAAAGUGGCUCUCGGCUAUCUUCAGCAGAAGCGUGCCAAGGCGCGGUACCAGCAGGAGCAGGAGCUGCUGGGGAUGACCAGCACGGCGGCCAUCCGCAGUGACGCGGCGAGGGUUGCUGCUGGCGUCCGCCACGACGAUCGAAAGGCGCAGCAGCGAGUGAACCAGGCAGAGCUGAUGCAGAAGACGCUUGAAAUGAGUCGUCAGUUGAAGCGUCAGGAAGGGCCCAAGACGCUUGAGGUGAUGCUUGACGAAAUGUUGAUGCACAUGGCCUACGCGCACCUUGACGGGAGGGCGAAGGACGGCGUUAUGGACAUCCCGGCAGUGGAGGAUGGAGGUACAUUGGCACUGCUCGGCCGCCGUACUCGCAAGAACGGUUUGGCUAGUUUUUCUGGUGGAGCCGAAGCGAGCAGUGGUAAACAGGCAAGCCUUGCCGCGAUAGGGCACAGUGGUCGUUCGGCAUCUCAUGCACCCGACGGUGACGAAGUCGUCAUCACUGGUACGAAGACCGACCGCCGUCAGUCCUCUCGCCGCCGAGGCGAUGGCGAUGCUGCAGCUACCGCCUUGCCCGCCGCACCCCCCAGCGUCUUCCUCGACCAUGUCUCCUCCACUGCAGAACGACACAACACGCUGUGGAUAGAGCACUUUCAGCGCACCCGCGUCGAGAAGGGCGACCUUGAUCAGCCCUAUGAUGAAGCAUUGCUGAGGCGAGAGUUGAUGGAUGGCCCCCGCGGCGUUAUGCAGGACCUGCGCCGGUGUGUGGACCAGCUCGUGAUGAUGGAGGUGAACAACCUCAAGGAACACCUCGAAGCAGACAUAGACGCUGGUUACAACAAGAUGGGCGGCAACAUGGACAAGAAUACGAGUGCUGGCAUCAAACCGAAACUCCUUGACCCGUCCAAGGGGCAAGGACUUGGUCUCUUUCCUCUAAUCCCCCUUGUACGAUAA